AUGGCUCCAGCAGCCAUGUCUGUGCAUCCAUCCUCUUUCCCCUCCCGCCUCUCCUCACCCCUCCUCCUCUUCCUCUUCUCCGCCUUCCUCCUCCUGUCAUGUCCUGGAUCGGUGAACGCAUCUGACAGUAACUGUUCAGCUAGUGGAGACGCCUGUCAGGAAGGAGUGGUACUGCCUGUGUGGAACCCUCAGAACCCCUCUGUAGGCGACAAAGUGGCACGGGCCAUUGUUUACUUCGUGGCGCUGAUCUAUAUGUUCCUGGGCAUGAGCAUAAUAGCGGACCGAUUCAUGUCUUCAAUAGAGGUCAUUACCUCCCAGGAGAAGGAAAUCACUAUAAAGAGGCCGAAUGGUGAGACCACCACCGCCACGGUCAGGAUCUGGAAUGAGACCGUUUCUAAUCUCACUUUAAUGGCCUUGGGUUCUAGUGCCCCAGAGAUACUGCUGUCAGUUAUUGAGGUGUGUGGUCACGGUUUUGAGGCCGGCUCUCUGGGUCCCAGCACUAUCGUGGGCAGUGCUGCCUUCAACAUGUUCGUCAUCAUCGCCCUGUGUGUCUACGUGGUUCCUGAUGGAGAGACGCGCAAAAUCAAACACCUUCGGGUGUUCUUCGUCACAGCAGCCUGGAGUAUCUUCGCCUACAUCUGGCUUUACCUGAUUCUGAGUGUUUUUUCCCCUGGAGAGGUGGAGGUAUGGGAGGCUGUGCUGACCUUCCUCUUCUUCCCGCUCUGCGUGGUCCAGGCCUGGGUGGCCGACCGUCGCCUCCUCUUCUACAAGUACGUCCGCAAGCGCUACCGCACUGACAAGCACCACGGCAUCAUCAUUGAGACAGAGGGAGGGCCGGACGGAGGAAUGGGUAUGGCUGGAGGAGGAGCACUGGGCCCAGGGGGGUUCACCAAGAUGGACAUGCUGGAGCUGGACGGACAAAUGGCGCUGAACUGUCACAGCGGGGUGGAUGGAGGGAUGAUGGAGGAUGGAGGAGCGAAAGACGAGGAAGACGAGGCCAGGAGGGACAUGGCGAGGACGCUGAAGGAUCUGAAGCAGAGGCACCCGGAUAAAGACAUGGAGCAGCUGAUUGAGAUGGCUAAUUAUCAGGUAUUGAUGCAGCAGCAGAAGAGCAGAGCGUUCUACCGUAUCCAGGCAACCAGGAUGAUGAUUGGUGCCGGCAACAUUCUUAAGAAGCACGCUGCCGACCAGGCUCGCAAGGUGGUGAGCAGCCAUGAAACCCAGGCCCAGGAGGACGACCCUCACACCAUCAGGAUGGAGUUUGAACCCCCUUUGUACCAGUGCUUUGAAAACUGUGGCUCCCUGAAACUGACUGUUGCCAGACGUGGAGGAGACUCUGGAGUUACUGUCAAGGUGGAUUACCGCACAGAGGACGGUACAGCAAACGCUGGUUCAGAUUACGAGUUUGCGGAGGGAACACUGCUGUUUAAGCCAGGAGAGACCCUCAAAGAGAUCACAGUCGGAGUGAUUGACGAUGACAUCUUCGAGGAGGACGAGUAUUUCUACGUCCACCUCAGUAACCCUCGAGUGGUUGGUUACCCUGAGAUUGGCACCGCCCCACUGGAUGCCAGUGCCACCCCCAAAGCCGUGCUCGGUGACAACCACACAGCAACAGUGACCAUCUACGAUGACGAUCACGCAGGCAUCUUUACCUUUGAGAAUGCCAGUCAGAAGGUGAGUGAGAGCGUUGGCGUGAUGGAGUUGAAAGUGCUCAGGACUUCGGGGGCCCGAGGUCUGGUAGCCGUCCCCUACCGAACCGUGGAUGGCACCGCUAAAGCAGGGGAGGACUACGAACUGGCAGCGGGCAAGCUGGAAUUUCAGAAUGACGAGACCAUGAAGAUCAUCGAGGUGAAGAUCAUUGAUGACGAGGAGUAUGAGAAGAACAAGUCCUUCACCAUCGAGCUGGGAGAGCCCGUCCUGUUGGAGAUAGGCCAGAAACACGGUGACUCCAAUGAGAACAAGCCAUUGGUCGGAGCAGAGGAUGAGGAAGUGGCCAAGAUGGGCUGUCCCAGUCUGGGGGAAAACACCCAAGUAGAAGUGAUCAUAGAAGAGUCCUACGAGUUUAAGAAUACGGUAGAUAAGUUGAUCAAGAAGACUAACCUGGCCUUGGUGGUGGGAAGCAGCAGCUGGAGGGAGCAGUUUGUCAAUGCUGUAACUGUCAGUGCAGGAGAUGACGACGAGGAGGAGAGCGGCGAAGAGCGACUGCCGUCCUGCUUCGACUACAUCAUGCACUUCCUCACCGUAUUUUGGAAGGUUCUGUUUGCCUUCGUCCCCCCCACAGAGUACUGGAACGGCUGGGCCUGCUUCAUUGUCUCCAUAUCGCUCAUCGGCGUCCUGACAGCGGUCACCGGCGAUUUGGCGUCACACUUCGGCUGCACGAUAGGACUGAAGGACUCGGUGACGGCUGUGGUGUUUGUGGCGCUGGGAACAUCAGUGCCAGACACAUUCGCCAGCAAAGUUGCCGCCAUCCAGGACCAGUACGCCGACGCCUCAAUUGGCAAUGUCACUGGCUCCAACGCCGUCAACGUCUUCCUUGGCAUAGGCGUGGCGUGGACCAUCGCCGCUGUCGUCUGGCGCUCCAAGGGCAAGGUGUUCAAGGUGGACCCGGGAAACCUGGCCUUCUCAGUCACCCUCUUCACCAUCAUGGCUGUGUUGUGUGUGCUCAUACUGCUGUACCGGCGGCGGGCGUCUGUGGCUGGCGGCGAGCUGGGCGGGCCGCGGACUACCAAGAUAGUAACAUCGUUGCUGUUCGUCUCCAUGUGGCUGAUUUACAUCCUGCUGGCUUCACUGGAGGCCUACUGCCAUUUGCCAGGGAUUUAAAUGGCCAGGAGAGGGGAGAUAGAGAGAGAGACCCACUGCCAAUAUGAAGAGAGAGAGAGAGAGAGAGAGAGUGAGGGACUGAGGAGCCUUUAAACAGGAACCGGACGAGGGGAGACGAGUAGUAGAGGUGGAUCGAUGUGGGACAAUUUUGUCCAUAACAAUUUUCAGUGUUUUAGAUUUGAUUUUCUUCUUUACAUUUAUUUAUUUCCUGAAAAAGAGGAUAUAAUCAAGAAACACUAAACCUCUCAAACUAUAUCCAAACAUUUUUUGCAUUAGCAGCUCACGAAAGGAGACCCAUCAUCUAUCCAGUGAUAGAUCCAUAAACCCUUAUAAAUUAAGAUUAUUUAUGAGGAGGAAUUAAUGAGGAAAUUGCAAUGCAGGUUAUAAAGAGCGUUUUUAUGUUGUUACCUCAAUCAUACAUGAUCAUCGGUGGACAGCACUGUUAAAUACUUAAUAAAAGGCUGAUAUUGUUCCAGUAUACUGCCAAACAAGCAGGAGAGUAGAAGAGAUAGACAGCAAGGAGAGCUGUUAGCCGGCCUCUGAGGGGGACAACGAAGAUAAGGAAGGAAGGAUAAGGUGGAAGAUAAAAGUGAAGAGGUGUGAGGCUUGAGGCAACAAAACUAAAGAAAGGUUUGGAUAAAGUGAAGAGACCAGAGAAAGAAAAAAGAAGAACAGAUGGGCAAAACAUUGUACACCCAAUCCUCACUCUCUCUCGCUUUUUUCGUCUUUACUAUCUCGUCGUCACGGGAUUGGUGGAUCCUCCCAUUAUACCCACUGAACUCUGUCUUAUACUACCAGUGACUUAUUACUUUUGAACCCUCUUACCCCAACUGUACACACAAACAAACACACACACACACACACACUAAGACACACACACUUUGGGGCCCUCAGGUGAAUCUGCUGUGGAGGACCACUCACUGACUGGCGAAAAGGGAAGAUAAAAACUGACAAUUGGUCUUUUUUUCCUUCUCUUCUUGAAUACACUGUGCGUAAUAGUCCCUUUGCCCGACAACGCACACACACACUCUCGCAUACUGUACUAUUACUCUACAGACUGUAAACACUCCUCCGUCCCUCCCUCUUGCCUUACUCUUAUCUCCCCUGUAGGAAUUGUCUUAAAGUUGUGAUAAUGAAAUGCCGUAGUCACCACCAACCAACCCUUUUUUUAAUUGAGCCAAUCCCAACACCCUCUCCUUUAAUGCCAAGCAACAACCUCAUUUAUUCCACAAAGAAACCCCCCCCUUUUUUUUCUAAACUUCAAUGGGGUCACGUGUUGAUGUUGUUACCGUGCAAUUGUAAAAAUAAAAAAUGAUAUAAGUAUACUGUAAUAGGGAGAGCUGGAGAUAAAGAACUUUAAAGCAGGUGGCUUUGGAAGAUGGAAUGUAAAAUGGAGGAUCAAGAUGUUGGAUUAGCACCUGGAAGAAAUUUCAAAAGUGGGAUGAAGAAGCAAGAGCACUGUUUGAUUAGCGGAGAUAACAAAGUCUAAAGAACAAACAAGGAAGCAGUCCACCUAGUAGUAGUUGUCUUUCUUGCAUGAAGAAGCGUCGUGCACUACACUUUGUGAGGUAUACAGUUUACACUCUGACGUUGCAUUAAAUGUUGGGGAAUCAAACAUGUGCACAAGUGAAGUCGGAACCAAACAGGAAAUGAUGUAACGCCAAGAGACAACAACGAACGAGACAAAAUUGGGAACAAUCAGAAUAAAGGAUCUCAGUGGUUGUGACCUUGACAACCACAAAGAAGACAAUGGCGACUGUAGAGUUGAUAACAAAUGAAGACUAUGACCAUAUCCAGUGUUUCUAAUUGUACAUGAUAAUAUAAGAAACUGUUAUUGAUGUGUGUGAGAAAACACUGAUAUUUAAUUUAUGUGAAGUUCCCCUAUUUGUGAGGAAAAUCCGGAGUUUGAAAAUGUGCCCUUUUUCCUCUGAAACACAGUUCAAGAAGACAUUUAAAGAAAAUCCGUCACAGGGGAAAAGGCUGUAAGAUGGUGAACACAAAACCAGAGAUUUACAGACAGAGAGAAGAAUCGAAAGCUCUGAGGGAAAUGUACGGCAGCUCUGAAAUAUCGCAUGACUGUUCAGCAGCACUAUUGUUGGGAUGUUUCUUUUUACUCAAAACAAAAAUCACAUCUCCUCUGUUAUCCAAAGAUCUAUCAGAAAAACACAAUUUCAGAUCGCCAUUCAUUUUCAUCAUGCCGUUUUACCUCCCAGGAAUGGUACAAAUCCCAACAAGCUGCUAGUUGGAGUUAAAAAAAAUCUAAAUUCAUCAAAGUGUUCACACGACGGAUAAAUGUGCUUAAACAUUGGUAUUUUCCAUGGCUAUGAGCCUGUGUCAAAAGUUGUGCUAUUUAUUUUUUGUAAAAAGUUUGUUUAUUCAGGCAUGGGGUGUGUGAAUGUGAAAGUAAGAUAUCAGAAUAUCUUAAGGUCAAUAUUAUAACACAUAUCAUGUAAAAUCGACCAUUUUGUUAUUGUUUGUGUCAAAUCUAAAUUCACAUUAUGUCUAUGUGGUUACCCCUACCUUGCCCAGGGGCUGAACUGAUGUUGGACAGAAUGGAUGGUAUAUGGCUUGUCAGUGCGGAUAAUUAUAAAAUGUAAUCCCUUUGUUAACAACAGCAUAGAAGGAAAAAACCAUUUUCUCCUCAACUGCCCACAAAGCUCAUUGCUAACUUCAAGGAAAAUCCUGAGAGAAAACAAUCAUUUAGCUAUUUGUUAUACCCCCUAUUCACUAAGAGAAAAAUGGGACUGAAAACAACAAUUUACCUGCCCACCAUCCUCUUUGUUAAAUAUGGACAAAUUACCCACUACUUUCAGCUCAGUGGAAAUGCAGGCUUUACAAAACCAGCUCAGUCGUGACCGGGCUCAACAGACCACACGCUUGUUCUCAGCCCUGUUUAAGGCGGUGCUUGCAUAAAUGGAAGAUAAGUGGUGAAUUGGAGCAGAGGGGCAUUGAUCAGCUGGGGGAAAAAUGCCUGUAUGUGUCACCCCUUCAGUAAAAUGUGAUAUUUUAAAUGUAACGCUGCAUCCUUGCACACUCUGUCAGCUAUUGAGCAAAGGAGAAAGUGAAAUAUUCUAAUAUUUAAUUGCAGAAAAUAUGCGAGAAGUUGGGAAAAUUACUAUGAUUUCUCGAACAACUGUUUUCAGGCUUGGAGCUACUGUAUCAUCUGGCCACCUGCUAUGAUGCUCUUGCUCUACUUCAAAGGAAUAUUGCUUAGCUUUUUAACAUUGCUGUCUAGAAAUUAGACGCAAGUUUCCAGAUCAAAGAGGAGCUGCCCUGGAUCAUGUAGAGACACUUCAGUUUUUUAAAGUGCUUACAGGGCCGUAGCCAGGAUUUUAGAAGUACUGAGGUCAUGAGUAACCCAAUGCAACUCUAAUCUUUGUCUGCCACACUCUGUUAUUUGGAUUUUUAAUGUUUUAUUUAUUCAGUUAGCUGUUCCAUUAUAUUUCCAGGCAAUUUUAUUUCCCCCAUGCAGAUCUAAAUGUUUUUACAAAGACUCAUUGUGACAGAUUGCUGAAUCAUUUGUUUCUUUUUUAGAAUCUUGAAUCUUCAAGUUUAGUAGGUUAGCAGGCUAGCAUUUGCUUAUUAGCACUACACUUACAUCUGAGGCUGAUGGGAACGUCCUUAGUUUUGCAGGUAUUUGGUCGUAAACCAAAGUAUUAGACAAAUUUAAAUGUUUCCUUAAUGAUGGCGCUAGAUGAAAAGUGAAGGGAUCAUCAGUGAUAAGAAUUCAUCAUAAGUGCAACAUGAAUGUUACCAAAUUUCAAAUCCAUUGAAGAUUUCUCUAGACAUAUUCUGUAAUGUGACAUUCAACAUGAAUGUUAGAAAAUGUCAUGGCAAUCUAUCUAAUAGCUGUAGAGAUAUUUCAGUCUGGGCCAAAGUGGUGGACCAGCCCAACACUAUUGUCAUCCCUAUAUUGAGUGUCACAUUUUGGCAUGUUACCUUUGCUCACAAAUCUAAAGUUCCCUGAAAAAAUACAAAAGAUAUGACCACAGUGUCCUCAAUCGUAGUUAGUGUACAGCCCUGGAUGCUUGUUGACAUGGGGUUUGAAUCACCUGUACAUCAACCUGCUGAAACUGUCUGACUAACCAUCCAGAUCUGUCAUUGUCUCAGAUACUAUUAUCAUCCCUGUAGUGCGCAGUAGGAGUAAACCCUCCGCAACAAAGGUCAUCAGCAUUUCGCCAGUUUUGACAAUGCUGGCCUGUUGGCAUGGCUCCUGGCCUUUGAUAAGCCAGGACGUCUGCUGUGCCAAACUAUGUUUCUCAAUGUCUUAAGCUUCCGUAACAGUUUCCAGUUUAAGAAUGAGUGGGCAGGUUAAUAGAGCUGCUGACGCCACAGGAACACAAGAAUACUGGGACUGAUUUAGAAAUAUAGGCUUUUUAAAGGUUGAUAAGCCUUGCUGGAGGAGAAUGACUUUGAGUGUGCGUGUGUGUGUGUGUCUCUGUGCAUGUCAGUGCACAUGCUUUUUAAGUGAGUGAAGAAAUGCAACCAUAUUUUUAGUCUCUUGCCUGUUGCUUAGCGACCAUCACUCUGCAAGCCGUUGUCUUCUUGACUGUUGCUGGUGUGUGAGACAUUGUGUGUGUGUGUCAUUCUCUUUUGAUGUUUCUCAUUUUAUCUGCUUGCUCUUCUUCUAGUGAAUUUGACCAUUCUUAGUCAUUUUUUCUCUCUCUGCGGGCGAAUUUCAUCAUAUGUUAUGUAUAUGUUCAUCCUUUUCACAUAUGUUUCUUUUACUUUGUGUUCUUUUGUGCUUUGUGUUCUUGUUAACAUGUGUAUCCAUUGUACGUAAAUCUACAUGCGUAUUUGUGCCUUUGUGUGAGUGUGUUUGUUUUGUUGGUGUUGUAAUCUCUUUAUAAGGGCUCACCCUGUGUGUCCCUGGCUGAGGCCCAUAUGCUAGAUUAAUGAAUUAGAAUGCCAGCCUGACCCACAGUUAAAAAUGCCUGGAAAUUGGAUUCCCUCCGAUGUGUGUGUGACAGUAAGAGAGAGGCAGGGAGAUUGUGUGUGUGUGUGUGUGUGUUUACCUGUCGAAUCAGAUUAGAUAUAUAAUCAAUCUGGCUGGCAAUCAAGACUGGGAAUAGAUGGUGGCACAUUGCUUGAAUAAUUAUGUGUGUGUGUGUG
Anoplopoma fimbria (sablefish) is the source of this 7932-nucleotide messenger RNA. RefSeq names its product solute carrier family 8 member 4b (gene slc8a4b). The transcript has 15 exons. Gene Ontology annotation, molecular function: calcium:sodium antiporter activity. NCBI's taxonomy places the organism in Eukaryota, Metazoa, Chordata, Actinopteri, Perciformes, Anoplopomatidae. The record is from RefSeq and is a predicted model, not a curated record. The coding region runs from base 1 to 2820 and encodes 939 amino acids. Gene Ontology annotation, biological process: sodium ion transmembrane transport; calcium ion import across plasma membrane; cell communication. Gene Ontology annotation, cellular component: sarcolemma; axon; postsynapse.